Hylaeus volcanicus is the source of this 1518-nucleotide messenger RNA. RefSeq names its product probable GDP-L-fucose synthase (gene Gmer). Gene Ontology annotation, biological process: nucleotide-sugar biosynthetic process. The transcript has 7 exons. The record is from RefSeq and is a predicted model, not a curated record. Gene Ontology annotation, molecular function: GDP-L-fucose synthase activity. Bases 262 to 1230 code for a protein of 322 amino acids. NCBI's taxonomy places the organism in Eukaryota, Metazoa, Arthropoda, Insecta, Hymenoptera, Colletidae.
AUCGUUGAAUGAAAUUCGAAAGCCGAUAUUCGACUGCAACAUCAUCAUCGUGGUGAUGUGUGAUUCUUAUUAUCAGUAAACAGUAUUUGUAUUUGAUUAUUUACGUGUACGUUACUAAAGUAUGAAUUUUUACUAAUAGUGAGUGGUAUGCAUUGAUGUCAAAUAAUUUUCAAGAUUUUUGGUUCCAUAUUCAAUUAUCAAACAGAGUUCCAGUGAAAUUAUUUUAUAACUAUAUUUUACAUUGAAAAAAUUUCAUUAAAUAUGUUUGAGAGUAAAAAGAUUAUACUUGUAACUGGUGGAACCGGAUUAGUUGGUAAGGCUAUACAAACUGUCAUCGAAAAUGAUAAAAAUGACAAUGAACAAUGGAUAUUUGUAGGCAGCAGACAUGCAGACAUAAGUAACAAGCAAAGUACUGAGACAUUGUUUGAGGAAUAUAAGCCAACACAUGUUGUGCACUUGGCUGCCAUGGUUGGUGGUCUAUUCCAUAAUAUGGCACAUAAUUUAAAUUUUUUGCGCAACAAUAUCCACAUGAAUGACAAUGUAUUGCAAACUGCUCAUGAAUACGGCAUUGGAAAAGUUGUAUCCUGUUUGUCAACUUGUAUAUUUCCUGAUAGAACUACAUAUCCCAUCGAUGAAACUAUGAUUCACAAUGGACCACCACAUCCAUCAAAUUAUGGUUACAGUUACGCUAAACGUCUUAUAGAUAUUGCAAAUCAAGGUUAUUAUGAGCAAUAUGGUAGACUAUAUACCAGUAUUAUUCCUUGCAAUGUGUUUGGUCCAAAUGAUAAUUUUCGUCCUAAUGCUAGUCAUGUUAUACCAGGUUUAAUGCGAAGGCUUUAUGACUUAAUUAAAGAUGGAAAUACAGAAGAUAAAACGUUUACUGUAUUAGGCUCUGGAAAGCCUUUAAGACAGUUUAUAUAUAGUUAUGAUUUAGCUAAGUUGAUAAUAUGGACGCUAAGAGAGUAUAACUCUGUUAAACCAAUUAUACUAUCAGUUGAUGAAUCGCAAGAAGUAACAAUAUCUCAGGUAGCCGAAGCAAUUGCACAGGCUUUCAAUUUCAAGGGGAAAAUAAUAUAUGAUACAUCUGCAGCUGAUGGGCAAUAUAAAAAAACGGCAAGCAAUGCGAAACUGCGAAAAUAUUUACCUGACUUUCAAUUUACGCCGUUUAAUCAAGCCAUCAAAGAAACUGUUGACUGGUACAUACAAAAUUAUGAUCAGGCCAGAAACUAAUAUAUGAAAUAUCCUAUCCCAUUCCCAAUAAAAAAUAUGUAAAUGAUAUCAUAAUUACAAUUAUUUUGGAAAUUGAUAAUUAUGAAUUACAUUUACAUUUUCUAUUUUUCCAUGCUUCCAGUAAAUAUACGUAUACUAAGCCACUAUUCCUAUAUAUAUAUUGUAUAUUUUUCGAAAAAAGAAGUUAUUCUUCGUAGAUAACGUCUAUGUACUCAUUUUUUUUGUAUCGUAAGUUUCACGCAAAAGUUAUGUAUCCUAAAAUUAUCAAAUAAAGAUUACAUAUUUUUG